Molecule: messenger RNA, 1378 nt
Organism: Nematostella vectensis (starlet sea anemone)
Lineage: Eukaryota; Metazoa; Cnidaria; Anthozoa; Actiniaria; Edwardsiidae
Product: blastula protease 10
Exons: 12
Coding region: 70-1287 (405 amino acids)
Biological process (GO): proteolysis
Cellular component (GO): membrane
Molecular function (GO): metalloendopeptidase activity; zinc ion binding
Source: RefSeq, a predicted model, not a curated record
CCGACAAGAAAGACCCCAUAAAAGCGGCCCCCUUGCUUGGGUCUAAUCAAUCAGCCAUCGCCAUCAGUCAUGGAGAGACUCUUGAUUCUACUCAUUCUAAGCGCCGCGGCGUUCGCUUCUGUCGAAGAAAACCGAGGAAUUGAAGAAGAAGAAGAAUUGUUUGAAGGCGAUAUAAAGCUUACAGAGGAACAGAUGAACGAACUUAACUCACGAGCGGCGAUGAAGACAAGGAAAUGGCCGGGGGGCGUGGUACCGUACGAGCUGGAUUCUUCCCUUUCGGGUGAAUCUCGUGCCGUCAACGCCAUCAACGCUGCCAUCGCCGAGUACGCUAAGCUAACUUGCAUUAAGCUCAGACCCAAGAAAGCCGGCGAUAAUGCGUACCUCUCAAUCUUCAAGGGAAGCGGAUGCUGGUCAUUCCUGGGACGAAUAGGACGUAAACAGCAGCUUUCUCUCGCCGGUGGCUGCUGGUACAAGGGAAUUGUCAUCCACGAGAUCGCUCACGCUCUAGGCUUUUUCCACGAGCAGUCUAGACCAGACAGAGAUCAGUACGUCAAAAUCAUGUUCGAGAAUAUUAAAUCUGGAAGGGAAGGAAACUUCCGAAAGAAUUCUGCUUCCUCCGUCACCACCCACAACACCCCAUACGAUUACGGCAGCGUGAUGCAUUAUAGUGGAAGAGCCUUCACCAAGAACGGAAAACCAACCAUUGUACCUCUGAAAUCGGGGGUUUACAUUGGUCAGAGAGGUGGUCUGAGUCCACUCGAUGUAAAGCAAGUUAACAUUCACUACAAUUGUGGAGGCAUAUCCCCUUCUCCUGUCACAAAACCUCCACCGCAGUCAGGCUUCAACUGCAACUUUGACAGCAAUAUGUGCAGUUUCGUCAAUAUGGGCUCCGACAAAUUCGACUGGACUCGACGAAGUGGAGGCACACCGUCAUGGGGGACCGGGCCGAGCUCGGGCCAUGGAGGAAAAGGCUCCUACAUGUACAUCGAGGCAUCUUCACCCAGAAAACAAAACGACAAUGCAAAGAUGAUGGCAAGCAUUACCUUUGACGGCAACACUUGCGUCAGUUUCUACUACCACAUGUACGGUAAGCAUGUUGGCAAGCUGGUGGUCAGUGUCGGAACCAAGACUUACUUGACACUUGCUGGUAGCCAGGGAAACGCGUGGAAGCAAGCGAGCUUCAAACUCUCGGCCAAGGGAAAUUUUCCUGUCGUGUUUGAAGGCGUCGUCGGGAAAGCCUGGCAGGGGGAUAUUGCAAUCGAUGACGUAUCGGUCAAAAAGUGCUAGACACCUUGUAAGGCCUCAAGCGGUUGAGUUCCUGAUAAUGUUAUAUCUACGCUUCCACUGAUAAUACAAUAAAUAAAGUUGUUUAAUCAUU